AUGGAGCUCCCUACCCUGCCGCUGCCUUUUCUUGACUUGCACUGCUCGCCAGAGUGCGCUGCAGACUGCGACGGAGUCCACAUCCCCUGGAAGGUGCAAGAAAUCGCGGGAGCAACUGGAUGGGAACCCGUGGGUACUAGCAGCAGCAAAUGCGCUGCAUUGUCCAUGGGAGCCCAGGCGGCGGACGAACAGAUUGUGACGUCCAGCUGUACGGAUCAUUCGUUGCUGCCUCUGCCAGUGAUUUCCUCUGGCACGAACAGCAUGGCUAUGGAGUCAGUGCUCGGUGAUUCGUUCAAGGUGGAAGGCUGGCCUGAUUUCAUGCCGUCGAUCUCUGAGUCCCAACAGCUCCAUGUCCGAGCCCUGACACAUGUCAGCAUCUCACACGGCUGCGGGGGACACGUCAGCAUGCUGACUCAGCCGUCCCUGCCAGGUCAGGGUUUCACACAGAUGACAACAACAGCUGCUUCACCCUCGCGUGUUUCGACCCAUGAUGAGAUUCAUUCGGUGGUGAUGAAUUCAGCUGCUGCUUCAUUGCCCAAUCGCGAGCCGCCUCAACAUUCUAUGGCGGCGCCGCCUGCUGCGGUCUAUAAUCAGAUCCACUCCAUGCUGAACACUCAUGCUGCCGCCACCACCGCCGCCGCAGCUGUUGCUGCAUUGCCUGAUGCUGUGCCGAUCGCAGCUUGGCAGUUGCAGUCUCUUGAACAAGGAGCGUCACUGUCGUUACGAUCAGCGCACGCGCAAGCAACACCAGCCCAAAGAUUGGAAGGCAGCACCCAAGGCGGGCCCCAACCACUAAUCCGUGAUGGAACCCCAGCAAUCCGUGACGGAACCCUGUACGACAUGAUUGUGUCGGGAAGAUUCAAGCGGAAGGGCUCUUCCAGCUGGUGGGAUGAUGAUUCGAUUGCGGAGACCCCAGCCAACAUGCAGCCUCGGAAAACGCAAUGUCUGGUGGGUGGUGAUGGAGGACUGGGUUUAAAAGGCCCUCACAGUGGGACGCCUAACGCAGGAUCGCUCGCUUUUGGUAGUCAAUGCGACAUCAUAGGUCUAGACCCGCCCAGGACAAGAGUGGAGUUUCCUGCUCCGAUCCCUGCCGUUGGAUCCACUGCAGCCAUUGUCGGCUCUGUUGCUGUGAGCCGUCCACCUGCUGCUGCCACGGAAAGGGCAGCGUCGUUGGAUCCAUUGUCGACAAGGUCGGCUCUGGGAGCAACACAAGGGGCAGAUCUGCCAGCACAGUCUGCACACACAAGCCUGAGGGACCAAGCGGGUGGCAAUGGGCUGGGCUUGGAUCGGCCGCCUAUUCAUCGCCGACACGCUGUCGAGAAGCUUAGAAGACACCGGAUUAGUGCAGGCUUCAAGCGGCUUGAAAAGAUUCUGCCACCCACGUGGAUGCGCCAGAAACAUCAGUUAAACAUGUCAUCGCGAACGGACAUGGCGUCGCUGUUGGAUGCUGCAGUUGACUCCAUUAGGGAGUUGGAGGACCGAAAGGCCCAACUUGCACAAGCUUACAUUCAGCAAGUGUCAGAAUCGCAGCAAUGA
Closterium sp. Yama58-4 is the source of this 1536-nucleotide messenger RNA. The record is from the annotation of a GenBank genome assembly. Lineage: Eukaryota; Viridiplantae; Streptophyta; Zygnematophyceae; Desmidiales; Closteriaceae.